Molecule: messenger RNA, 2201 nt
Organism: Pyrus x bretschneideri (Chinese white pear)
Lineage: Eukaryota; Viridiplantae; Streptophyta; Magnoliopsida; Rosales; Rosaceae
Product: very-long-chain aldehyde decarbonylase CER1-like
Exons: 10
Coding region: 104-1972 (622 amino acids)
Biological process (GO): lipid biosynthetic process
Molecular function (GO): iron ion binding; oxidoreductase activity
Source: RefSeq, a predicted model, not a curated record
CUCUCAUGUGGCAUCGACAAACUACUAUAUAUGCACAUACCCAAAGCUAAAACUGUGUCAACGUGCAAAGCAGCCAGCUUUAUUAGCAAAGAAGACAAAAGAUAUGGCUACUACUCCCGGAAUUCUCACCGACUGGCCAUGGACUCCUCUUGGAAGCUUUAAGCAUGUGGUCGUGGCUCCUUGGAUCAUUCAUGGUGCAUACUCGUAUUUUGUUAACGAUGAGAAAGAUAAAGAUCUAUCUUAUUUCCUCAUAUUUCCAUUUAUGCUGUGGAGGUUUCUCCACAACCAGUUAUGGAUCUCUCUUUCUCGAUAUCGGACGGCCAAGGGCAAUGGCCGGAUUGUUGACAAGGGUCUUGAAUUCGAGCAAGUCGACAGAGAAAGAAACUGGGAUGAUCAAAUAUUGUUCAAUGCAAUUCUAUUAUAUCUGGGGAGACACUUACCUGGGGCUGUAAACCUGCCAUUUUGGAGGACAGAUGGAGUUAUUCUAACGAUUCUACUUCAUGCCGGUCCAGUGGAGUUUCUCUACUACUGGCUCCACAGAGCACUUCACCACCAUUUCCUAUACUCUCGCUACCACUCACAUCACCAUUCCUCCAUUGUCACUGAGCCAAUCACUUCUGUGAUUCACCCAUUUGCGGAGCACAUCUUAUAUUUCACACUCUUUGCUAUACCAUUGAUGACAACUAUACUCACCGGAACAUCUUCUAUCGUAAGCUUUGCUGGUUAUGCAACUUAUAUCGACUUUAUGAACAACAUGGGACAUUGCAAUUUUGAGCUCAUUCCAAAGUGGCUCUUCACUAUUUUCCCUCCUCUCAAGUAUCUCCUUUACACCCCAUCAUACCAUUCUUUGCACCACACGCAAUUCAGGACCAAUUACUGUCUCUUCAUGCCAAUCUACGACUACGUAUAUGGCACCAUGGACAAAUCAAGCGAUCCACUUUAUGAAACUUCACUCAAGAGGGAGGAGGAAUCGCCAGAUGUCCUCCAUCUAACCCAUCUAACCACACCCGAGUCCAUCUAUCAUCUACCGCUAGGAUUUGCUGCCUUAGCCUCUAGGCCCUACACAAGGACGUGGUACUUGUGGCUGAUGUGGCCUGUGACAUUGUGGUCAAUGAUGAUAACUUGGAUCCACGGCCGUACAUUUGUUAUCGACAGGCACCGCUUUGACAAGCUCAGAUUACAGACUUGGGCUAUUCCCAAGUACAGUUUGCAAUACUUUGUGCAAUGGCAAAAUGAAGCUAUCAAUGGUUUGAUUGAGGACGCCAUACUUGAAGCAGAGGAAAAGGGUGUCAAGGUUUUAAGCCUCGGUCUCUUAAAUCAGGGUGAGGAUUUGAAUAGAUACGGCGGUCUCUACAUUCAAAGGCAUCCACACCUAAAAAUCCAGGUGGUGGAUGGAAGUAGCUUGGCUGUGGCAGUAAUCCUAAACAGCAUUCCAAAAGAGACAACCCAAGUUUUUCUUAGAGGCAAACUCACAAAGGUUGCUUAUGCCAUUGCCCAUGCUUUGAGCCAGAAGGGUGUCCAGGUAGCUACAUUAUAUCAGACUGAGUAUUUGAAGCUCACCAAAUCACUAGGCACUGAAAGUAAUUUGGUUGUUGCAAAAAGUUAUGCCCAAAAGAUAUGGUUAGUGGGUGAUGGACUGACCGAGAAAGAACAGAUGCGUGCACCAAAAGGAACAUUAUUUGUUCCCUUCUCACAAUUCCCACCCAAAAAAUUGCGCAAGGACUGCUUCUAUCACUACACUCCAGCAAUGAAGACUCCCACAUCUUUUGAGAAUGUUCACGCUUGCGAGAACUGGUUGCCAAGAAGGGUGAUGAGUGCAUCGCGAGUAGCAGGAAUAGUGCAUGCCUUGGAAGGUUGGAAGGAGCAUGACUGUGGUUACACCAUGUCCAACAUCGACAAAGUUUGGCAAGCAAGUCUUGUGCAUGGGUUUCAGCCUCUGACGACCAGUACCAUUCACACCAAAAUUCAGUGAUCUGCAGAUUAAUAUUUAAAAAAAAAAGAAAAAGAAAAAGAAAAAAAAAAGUUACUUAGUGCACAUCUAUCUUAUAAUAUUUAUGCAUGAUUAUCCCUUGUUUCAGUUGCGUUAUAAUGUGGUAAUGCUUGCUAUAUUUCUAUAAACAGCUAGCUAGAUGUUAUCAUUGUAUCAUAUUGUUGUUUAUGAGUAUUUCUAUAUUAUAUAAAUGGAUAUCACUUUGGAACUA